AUGCAGAUCCAGAUCCCGAACGACAGAGCGCCAACUCCGAGAAUCACUCCAAUCACCGUCCCCACGAUCACUCCGGUGCUCGGUUUUCCCCUUAUUGGCGGAGGAGCUGGGGCGUCAACUGGGGGCGGCGCGGGCGGAGAGAUCUCGGGGGAAGGCGUGGGCGGAGAGAUCUCGGGGGGUGGCGUGGGCGGGGGAACGGGGGGCAAGGAUGGAGCGGGGGCAGGCGCGGGCGCGGGUUGCGGGGCGGGGACAGGGGGAGGGAUAGGCGGAGCGAUGGGCGGAGCGAUGGGCGAAUCGACGAACGCGGGCGCGGGCGUCGGUGAGGGCGCGGGUGUUGGGGAAGGCGCGGGCGUUGGGGCAGGCGCGGGCGUUGGGGAAGGCGCGGGCGUUGGAGACGGCGCAGGCGUUGGGGAGGGGGACAGAGUAGGCUCCGGAGCGGGUGCCGCGACUGGGGGAGGAGGGGGCGGGGAGGCCUUGGUUGGCGGAGGGGAGGCCUUGGUUGGAGGGGAGGCGUUGGUUGGAGGGGAGGCGUCGGGGGGAGGGGAGGCCUUGGGGGGAGGGGGGGACUUGUGGGGCGGAGGCGGCGGCGACUUGCCUAGGGAUGGGGCGACGAGAAGCGCGAGGAGAACGACCAGCACUUGGAGAUGCGCAGAUCCGCGCGCAGAUCCGCAAGCGCGCGCCAUGUUUCCGCCCGCGUGCAAUGCGCGCGUGACUGCGGAAAAGACCCGGCGAAAUUAUCACUGCGAGAUAUGCGGCGGGGAUUAG
This is a messenger RNA of Closterium sp. Naga37s-1, 765 nucleotides long. Lineage: Eukaryota; Viridiplantae; Streptophyta; Zygnematophyceae; Desmidiales; Closteriaceae. The record is from the annotation of a GenBank genome assembly.